UGCCAGGAAAUCCUCACCUUCUCCGCUGGUGGGAGGAAGUGGAUGAAAUUUUAGAUUUCUCUUGAGGCAAGUGAUACUUGCGUCACUCUGCUUGAUGAGGGCAGCGUUGGAGAACAGUGCUCGUCAUGAUAUAUUGGCAAAACCUCCUCCGUUAUCUACAUACUUCUGAGGGCAGAGGAUCCAAGGUAGACCAAGAGUGGUGAUCAUUUCCUUGAACAGCAAAGAGCUUUUGGCAAAAACAGUUUGGAUUAAACAUUAAUUGCAAACUGUUGUUCAUCAGUGGUCCUUGUUGUUUAUAGAUGGCGACGUUCUCACAUGUCUAGCUGCACCCUGAAUAGUGUCAGACAGCACAGUAUGUUGGAAAGCUCUAUGUUAAUCAAAGCAGAUAUCAAAUUGUUUGCCCACCAUAUUGACAGUUUGAUUUCAGGAGUCGUUUGACGCUUACAAAUUUGAACAUGGAGAAAUGCAGCACUUGAAUUCAUUCAUGCCUGAGUGUGGUCGUGUAUCUGUGGAUCCUGAUCAGAUGUUACAUAUACCCCUUCUAACCAGCAGUACUUUUCUCAGUCAUGUGUAUUCUUUGCCUUGUGGCUUAUCAUCAUGUUGUUUAUUCAACAGGUUGUGGUGUCUGGGUGGUGUUAGAGUGAAUUUACCAUUUCUGGAAGAGCCUACCAGACAAGAUCAAAAUGUGGGGAGACCAUCGACAAGGCAACAGAAUGGGGUCUUUUCGUGGGAGCCAAGAAGAAAGGUUUGCUCCCGGGUGGAACAGGGAAUAUCCUCCUUCCCUUGAUAGUCUUGGUCAAGAAAGACACUCUGGCAACUUCUCUGGCAGAAAAUCACUUCCUUUUGAUAUCCAGGCAAUCUCAGGCCUCCUCAAUCCUCAGUUUGCCAACAGAGAGGAACCUUCUUUCAGCUAUGGAGCUAGAGAUGGACCACGUAGUGACUUCAGAGGUGGGGACGGGCACCAUGAUUUCAGGGGCAGGGAUUUCCCACCAUCUGACUUCCAGGGCAGAGAUGAGUCUCAGAUGGAUUUCAGAGGUAGAGAGCCACCCCCUUCUGAAUACAGGGGCAGGGAUAUGUACUCUGGAGACUUCCGGGAGAGAGAAGGGCCCCCUAUGGACUUCAGGGGUGGGGAUGUUCCCUCAGGGGACUACAGGAACCGGGACAUGUUCCGUAUGAACUACAGGGAUAGGGAAACACAUAAUAUGGAUUAUAGGGGCAGGGAGGAACCUCCAUCAGACUUCAGGGGAAGAGGGUCUUAUGAUUUUGACUUUAGAGGUCGAGAUGGGCCUCAUUCAGACUUUAGAGCAAGAGACAUGUCUGAGUUAGACUACAGGGGCAGAGAACAUUCCUAUUCAGACUUCAGAAAUAGGGAUGUACCUGAUUUGGACUUCAGGGGUGUGGGUACCUCUGAUCUGGACUUCAGAAACAGGAAUGCACCAUCGUCAGACUUCAGAAAUAGGCACAGAUCCCGAUCUGAUCAGGAUUUUAGGAGCAGAGAUGUGGCUCCUCCCAUGGACUUUUCAGAUAGGGAAAUGCCUCCCGUGGAUCAAAGCCUUGUAGAUUUUAGGCACAACCAAUCUACCGUACCUUUAGCAGAAAGAGAAGGCUCUGGUAUAAGCACCAGCAAAAGAGAUGAGUCUGCACUUAGUCUAGAUAGAAGUCCCUUUGGUGGCCAAAAAGGAGAAUUUCAACACUCGGAAGCACCAGCCAGAGAAGAGAAAUCCCUGGGACUGGGUCUUGAAGAUGACACUUCGCACAAUUUCCAAAAUAGCCGUGGACCUCUUCCUACUCUUCAGGACCAAGAGGAGCAACCUCAGAGCUUUGCUAACAAGCAGCAGCAGCUUUCUGGGGGGGAGCAGCAAAGAUCUGAUUCUGAUCUUGGGCUAAAGGGUGAAGGUGACCUGGAUUUCCUUGGGAGGCAAGAUACCGACUACCGGAAUAUGGAAUAUCGUGAUGUGGAUCACCGGCUGCCAGGGCAUCAAAUGUUUGAUUAUGAACAUGGCAAGUCCUUUGCAGAAGGAAAACCCAGCAAAGAUUCUAGGCCCUAUAAGAACCUUCAGGACCAAGAUUACCGGACCUGCCCUAAGUAUGUGAAGCCGAGCAAGCUCAUUCGACUAGGAGGAGUGCCUGAAACUGCCACAAAAGAUGAUAUCCUCAAUGCUUUCCGAGGACCUGAUGGGACACCUGUGAAGGACCUGCGACUGAAAGAUUACAGCUCAGGUUACGACUAUGGCUAUGUCUGCGUGGAGUUUUCACUCUUGGAAGAGGCCAUCGGAUGCAUGGAAGCCAACCAGGGAACUCUUACGAUCGGAGGCAAAGAAGUGACCCUUGAAUACACUCCGUGCCCAGAGUUUUGGCGCUGCAAACGUUGUAAGGUGUGUACUGUGGGCUACAGAUCUUCCUGUUCCUAUUGCAAGCUCCCAAGAGAUGGAAACAGAACAGGCCCAGAGUCCAGAGGUGGUGCUGAGGGAGAGGACACGUCAGCUGAGCAAGAAUUCAAGACAAAGCUUGAAACACCUGAGCAAGAGUUGUCAGGUCAGCCAGGAUCUCCAAAGCAGCCUCUCCAGCCCUCAGUUCCUGCUCCACAGCAGGAAUGUCAGCCUCAGGAACAGGAGCCAAGGAAGAGGGAUGAAGGGAGAGAGCGUCGGCCGUCACAGGAGAAGAGAAGGGACAUGGAUCGGCACCAGGAGCCGCCCUCUCAGAGGGAAGCAGAGGAAGCCAUGCCACCAGAUGGUGGAGGAAGCAGAACAAUUAUGCUGAAGCGAAUCACUCGGUUCACCCCCCCAGAGGUGAUUGUGGGGCUCCUGGCCCCGUACGUGCGUCUGUCCACGUCCAGCGUGCGCAUCAUGAAGAACAAGGCUGGCCGGAUGGGGCAGACCUAUGGCUUCAUCGAACUGGAAUCUCAUGCUGAAGCGCUGAGGUUGCUAAAGAUACUGCAGAACCUGGAUCCCCCAAUCUGCAUUGAUGGGCGUACAUUGGAAGUGAAUCUUGCAACAGGGAGGAGAAGCAGGAAUGACUAUGGGGAGCACGGUGACAAUUCCUACUAUGGCCAGGGCAGAAGGGGCAUGAGAGACAGGAGGGGUGGCGAAUCACAGAGACGCACCAGAGCACAGUCACCAUCAGAUGUGUCCACGUACAUUUACGAUCCUGACACUGGGAAUUACUAUGAUCCCAUAGCUGGGACAUACUAUGACCCCAGAACUCAGAGGGAAGUCACGAUAGACCGGGAACCCUCCUCACCUCCCGCGGAGAGCAGGAGGCAGCAGCGGCACGGGAGCCAAGAACGGACAAGUGACAGGAAGGAGCCACACGGCAGGGACAACAGGGACAAAAAGGACAAAGGGAAAAGUACUUCUGCUAAGAAUGAGCCUGGAGAGGAGAGAUUCUUUGCAGAAGAUGUCUUCAAAAAGCCAUUGCCUCCCUCUGUGAAGAAGGAUGAGAGCACAGGCCUGACUGAGACUGGAGAGGAGAAGUUGUCUGCAGAAGAUGUCUUUAAAAAACCUUUACCUCCUUCUGUGAAAAAGGAAGAGAGUGCAGCCCCACCCAAGGUGGUGAACCCUCUGAUAGGACUUCUGGGAGAGUAUGGAGGAGACAGCGACAAUGAGGAGGAGGAGGAAGAGGAGGAGCAGUCCCAGGCUCAGUGGCUGCCGCCUCCCCCGCACCCACCGGCGCUGCGCGAGGAGCAGCCGCGGAAGGCCAAGGCCAGCGACGACAAACUGACUGACUGGAACAAGCUGGCCUGCCUGCUGUGCAGGAGACAGUUUCCCAACAAGGAAGUGCUCAUCAAGCACCAGCAGCUUUCCAACCUGCACAAGCAAAACCUAGAGAUUCAUAUGAAGAUCAAACGAUCCGAGCAGGAACUGGCGUAUUUGGAGAAGAGAGAGCGUGAGGGGAGGCAUAAAGACAAAGGAAAUGACCGGAGAGAGAAAUUCCAGCAGAUGGAUUCACCAGAGAGGAAACGACUCAGAUAUGACCGGGACUCAGAGAGUGACUAUGACCCAAGGCUUGACAGUAACAACAAAGGGAACCGAAUGGUGCAGUCUCCGGGGUGGAAGAAGGGCUUUGGCCACAACCAGCAGGGCACAGCAUCACCAAUGGAGGCAGAAAACAGGAGGAAGGGCCCUGGGCUGGGGGCCCCAGGGAAGCCCCCCAAGAGGCAGUCCAACGAGACGUACCGUGACGCCGUGAGGAGGGUCAUGUUUGCCCGCUAUAAGGAGCUUGAGUGAACGCUGGAGGAACCCCAGAUUUGUCUCUCUCCAUCUCUGUCUCUUUCUCUCUGUGUCAUGUUCUUUUGAAGGUUUGGUCAUUUUUUUUUUUCCUGUUGUUUUUUGAAUUGUUACAGGUUUUGCUGCUAGAGUUUUUUAAAUAAAACUGAAAAUUUGUCA
Molecule: messenger RNA, 4385 nt
Organism: Sturnus vulgaris (Common starling)
Lineage: Eukaryota; Metazoa; Chordata; Aves; Passeriformes; Sturnidae
Source: RefSeq, a predicted model, not a curated record